Acaromyces ingoldii is the source of this 659-nucleotide messenger RNA. RefSeq lists its product as hypothetical. Gene Ontology annotation, biological process: cilium assembly; microtubule-based process. NCBI's taxonomy places the organism in Eukaryota, Fungi, Basidiomycota, Exobasidiomycetes, Exobasidiales, Cryptobasidiaceae. The coding region runs from base 186 to 605 and encodes 139 amino acids. The record is from RefSeq and is a predicted model, not a curated record. Gene Ontology annotation, cellular component: cytoplasmic dynein complex. Gene Ontology annotation, molecular function: dynein light intermediate chain binding; dynein intermediate chain binding. The transcript is spliced from 3 exons.
GUGCUGCUCCUAGCGCCUCCUCUCCCUGUGACAUUAUAGAGGCAGCUCCCCCCUAUUCUUGUCAAGCCAGACGAACGAGCCCUUUCAUAUCAUCCAACUUCGAGUCAGUAAACGGCAUCAAGUCUUGCUUCUCUCUUCUCUCUUGGCCCCUUCCUGACGCCCUUGCCUCGACAUAGACGCCCGCAAUGUCCGACCUCAACGGCGAGAACACCAAGGCGACAAGCCCAACCGCUGGCAAUGUGGCCUCGAACCCAUCCGCAUUGUCCGGGUCGGCCGCUGCUGCCUCUGCUGGCGCCUCUGCUGGCGCCGCUGGCUCCUCGGGCGCCGCGCCCAGCGGCAACAACGUGCCCAAGGCCAUCAUCAAGAGCGUCGACAUGGACGAAGACAUGCAGCAAAAGGUCGUCGACUACGCCAUGAGCGCCCUGUCGCAGUUUACAGUAGAAAAGGACAUUGCCGCCCACGUCAAGCGGACGAUGGACAUGGCCUUUGGGGCGACGUGGCACGUCGUCGUGGGAAAGCACUACGGGAGCUACGUGACGCAUGAGUCCAAGCACUUCAUCUACUUCUACCUCGGCCAGAUUGCUUUCCUCAUCUGGCGGGCAUGAGGGAGAAGAGAAUAAAGAUGGGAACCUCUAGCAAACAGGCAUGUACACGGGCGA